This is a messenger RNA of Symbiodinium sp. CCMP2456, 748 nucleotides long. Lineage: Eukaryota; Dinophyceae; Suessiales; Symbiodiniaceae. The record is from the annotation of a GenBank genome assembly.
GCCCCCUGUUGUGGCCAGGCAGCUGCUCAGGUUGUGGAUCUCGCAGGCCGGCCGCAGCGGCGAGAAUAUAAGUGGUGCGAACUAUGAGCAUAUGAUACACGAGGUUUUACAGCAGGUCUUCCGCAGUGGUUUUUCUCGGAUUCUCCUUGCGGGGAGAACUCAAGACUCUCCAGAAAGGGACCGAUUGAGCAGAUGCCAGCAAAAAGUUGCAGAUUUGCUGCAGCUCACUGUGUCUGACGAUGCUGCAGCGCGCAUGAGAAGCAAAGGUCAUGCGCAGUCUGAGGCCGAAAUUGACUUAGUAUUCCAGGGUUCCUUCGCGAACUUUGACAGCAAAUUCCGCCAACUAGGCGAAGUCAAGGUCGAAGCCACCUGCGAAAUGGUUCAGACGGUGCUCGUGGAGAUUUGCUCUGACAGCCGCUUUGUGCCCCAGAAGCUCUACCAGAUUGAGCUCCAAAGUUGCCUCAUUGCACGGGACGGAAAGCUGGAUAACAAACCUCUUCAACCAGACACGACCGGCUUUGCUAUUGUGUUUAAUCGCGCAGCCAUACAUAUCGAGACGCGUGAGCUGGUGGAAGAACUUGGUCUUGACAAGGUCCGGAGCUUGCUCGAUAACCAGAAGCUGCACAUCGUGUACUUCCAACCAGAGGCUGUGACGCCAGCAGCAUUGAGAAUGGCGAGUCUAGGCCAUGCCUGCUACCGAAACAGCAGCGUGUGCAGUGUCCGCGAUGAGGGAGCCUGUGCCACAUAG